Messenger RNA from Anarrhichthys ocellatus (wolf-eel), 1198 nucleotides. It is a transcript of the gene enkd1, whose product is annotated as enkurin domain containing 1. The transcript is spliced from 8 exons. NCBI's taxonomy places the organism in Eukaryota, Metazoa, Chordata, Actinopteri, Perciformes, Anarhichadidae. Gene Ontology annotation, cellular component: cytoplasmic microtubule. The coding region runs from base 87 to 1154 and encodes 355 amino acids. The record is from RefSeq and is a predicted model, not a curated record.
CGUUGGUACGGUUUAUACCUCAGCGUCAUCAGUCUGCGUGAGGAAAAUCCUCAACUGAUAAACACGAAGAUAUAUUACAGCUUCAGAUGUGUGAGGGACCUUCAACAAUAUCUGGGCCAAUCCCCCCGGAUCCUUCACUGGUUCCCCAGUACUACAGACGACCUGCUUCAGCACGUGGCCGUUUAGAGGGAAACCCCGAUGCAACUUUGGCCCUGCUCUCGGGGCCCCUCGCUCCAGAUCCUGUGUUGUACCCCGGCUGUUACAGCGCUCGUACCCCAGCGCACCCUCCCCGUAUCGGCCCUAAUGCCUCUCAUAUUCUGGAACGAGGACGGAGAGGGGUAGUGGGGGAGCUGCUCAAACUGGACGGAGUCGCCAUCACCCCUGUUCCCAAACAGAAGCAGCGGGUACACGACUUUGGUAAAGAGAAUGUGCGUCGGCUCAGGGAGAUUCAGAGACGCUGCAAGGAGCAGGAGGCUGAGAGAGUACACGCUCGUCCGGUUCCAGUGAAAGCUCUUUGGACCUCCUCCAAAUACCAGAACGUCCCAUCCAGGGUGAUGGUCCAGCUACAGGUUUCCAGUCCGACUACUAAACCACAGUGUCAAAGCUUCCUGAAGGCCCACUCUACUGCGCCGCCAGCGUCGCACUCCAAAACCUCUCCUGUACCUUUGCGGCGCCCGGCUUCCUGCAGCUCCAUACAGGACCAGAACUUGCAAUUACAGGUUCAAGGCCAGUCGAUAGACUUCGUAAAACACAAUUCCCGGUCUGCAGGAAAAACUGUGCUGCGUCGGCCCCAGUCACUGACAAACCUUCAAGAGAAGCCCGUCCCCAGUGCAGUCAAGGGACAGGUGCCUCAGUAUCUUGAGGAAAGGAAGGAGCAGUGGCAUAAAGAGGCGGAGGAGAGGAGGAGGAACGCACCUGAUCCUACAGUCCCAGCGGGUCACACCCUGAUGCGCGAGAGUGAGAGACAGGAAACUCUGAAGUCCCUCAAAGAGACCCAUCGCUCCCUCGUGGCGGAGCUGCUGUCCCUCCCUCUCAAAGCUGACAGUCUGAGCGUUCGAGCACGUCGGGCUCAUCUCGAUUCUAGGCUGUCUGAAAUCGAGGAGGCUGUUAAAAUAUUCUCCAGGGACAGAGUUUAUGUAAAAAUAGAUUCCUAACACAUGAGGAGGAGGAGGAGGAGGAGGAGGAGGAGGAGGAGGAG